Molecule: messenger RNA, 4666 nt
Organism: Polistes canadensis
Lineage: Eukaryota; Metazoa; Arthropoda; Insecta; Hymenoptera; Vespidae
Product: leucine-rich repeats and immunoglobulin-like domains protein 3
Exons: 13
Coding region: 463-3282 (939 amino acids)
Molecular function (GO): protein binding
Source: RefSeq, a predicted model, not a curated record
AUUAAAACAAGUUCGAUGGGACUGAAAUGUGCGUGGAAUCAAAAAAAGGAUAAAAAAAGAAGCAUUCUCUUGGCGUCUCCGCCUCUUCCUAACGAACUCGAUAAUUUUUCAUCUAAAUUAUCUGGCAACGUUGGAUCGUAUUUAUCUAUCUCUAUCUUUCUCUUUUUCUCUUUCAUACACACAUAGUCGUCGUCUUGUUCGUCGCGUAGUCGUCAUGUCGUGUAGGCGUCAUCAUGAUGCAUGAAUCCGAGUGUCGACGAAGUUUGUUUUGAAUCGAUUGAACCGUGGAUAUUAAACUUUAUCGUUAUUAUGGUAAUUCCCGUGGAAAGGAGUGCCGUUGAGAUUUACUUAUCGUUAUGGCGGUAAUCUCUGAUACUCGAUUGAAAUAUUCAAUAGAAAAAUAAUAAGGAAAAUAAUAUAAAACAAGGAUAGUGUUGUGAAAUUAAUACGAUUCGAAAAAUAAUGUCGGAGAUCGAAAAGAUUGUUCUCGUUGAACGUUCUCGUUUACGAUCGAAAAUAAAUCGUUCGAUUAAAGUGAAAUUCUUAUUCUUAUGGAUUCUAUUAACGUUGAACUUGGUGAUGGCCGAUGAUCGGUCGAUCAUAUCAAAUGAAAAAAGUAAUAAGUGUCCCGAUGGAUGUGGUUGCAUUGGAAACGUUGUUAUAUGUAAUAAUUUGCAAUUAAUCGAGGCACCCAGCGGUUUACCACCAUGGACCGAAAACUUGGACAUGAGUGCUAAUAAAUUGGGAAAUAAUUUUACUAUCGGUUUAUCGGAUGCAACCAAAUUGAUAGGACUUAAAGCGAAUAAGAAUCAAUUAACGCAAAUACCUGAUCUUUCAUUCGUUAAAAAUUUAACGCAUCUCAGUUUAUCGCACAAUGAAAUAACUACUAUUAAUGGAAGUGCCUUAGCUGUUUUAUCGGAACUUCAAACAUUGGAUUUGAGUUUAAAUAAAAUAACUUUUUUACGACGUGGUUCGUUUCUUGCACCAAAUAAAAUUAUGCAUUUAAAUUUAAAUAUGAAUCAAAUAUACAUCAUCGAAAAUGGUAGUUUGGAUAAUUUAACUUCGUUAGAGGAACUCCGUUUAAAUAGAAAUAAUCUUGUGCAAUUGAUGGACACAUCAUCUGUGCAAAGUCUUUCUACAGUACUUUUCAGCAAUCUUGGAAAAUUGAAAAUAUUAGAAUUGAAUAGAAAUGAGAUACAAAAAAUGCAAGUAUUAAGUCUUAAGGGUUUAACAAAUUUAGAAGAAUUACGCUUGAAAAGAAACAAAAUAAGCACGUUAAGCGAUGGUGCAUUUUGGCCUCUUAAAAAUCUUAUCCUUCUUCAACUUGAUUUCAACAUGUUGACCAUUGUAAAGAAAGGUGGUUUGUUUGGAUUAGAAAAUUUGAGAAAGUUGACUUUAUCUCAUAAUCAUAUUACAAGGAUUGAAUCGCAAGCGUGGGACAACUGUGGAGAUAUUACUGAAUUGGAUUUAUCAUAUAAUAUAUUAACUUCUAUAGAACGAGACACGUUUGAUCAUUUGGAUAAAUUAGAAAGGCUUAAAAUGGAUCACAAUCAAAUUAUAUAUAUAUCGGAUGGAACAUUCAACCCUACCCCAAAGCUACAAGUUUUAGAUCUUAAUUCCAACAAAAUAUCCUACAUGGUAGAAGAUUUUAACGGAGCUUUUAGUCCACUAAGUAAUUUAUGGAAGUUAGGACUGGCGCAUAAUAAAAUCAAAUCUGUUAAUAGAAAUGCUUUCAUCGGUUUAAGUCAUGUUACUGAACUCGACUUGAGUGGGAAUGAUAUAACUAGUAUUCAAGAAAAUGCAUUUAUCACGAUGCCGGAUUUAAAAAAAUUGAAAUUAAAUUCACGAUCAUUGGUCUGUGACUGUGGAUUACAUUGGUUUAGUACAUGGAUAGGAACACACAGAUUCGAAGAUACGGAAGCUCAUUGUGGCUAUCCACAUUGGUUGCAAGAUAAACCAUUAGCUCAAUUGCAUCAUACAAAUUUCACAUGUGAUGAAUAUCCAAAACCAAGAAUAAUAGAAGAACCUUCAGAUCAAAAGCGUGUUAAAGGUGACAACGUGACUCUGAUAUGUCGUGCAACAAGUACAGCUGAUGCACCGAUCAAAUUCAUUUGGAAACGAGAUAACGUGGAAUUAAAUAAUCCUAAUUUACAAACAGACAUUCGCACGUUGGAAGGUGGUGUAACUAAUGCGUCAUCUGUUUUGCAAUUAAUUAAUGUGACUCAUGCUAAUGCUGGAAAGUAUCAAUGUAUGGUCUCUAAUACUUAUGGAACAACAUAUUCUUCUAAGGCCAAAUUAAGUGUUCUAAUAUAUCCAUCGUUUUCUAAAAUACCUCGUGACAUUCGAGUAACUGCUGGAAGUACGGCACGUCUCGAAUGUUCAGCAGAAGGUCAACCAUCACCCCAGAUAGCUUGGCAAAAAGAUGGUGGAAAUGAUUUCCCGGCUGCAAGGGAAAGGAGAAUGCAUAUGAUGCCUACGGACGAUGUACUUUUUAUUGUAGAUGUAAAAAUGGCCGAUACCGGAGUUUAUUCCUGUACUGCUCAAAAUUUAGCUGGACUUAUCGUGGCCAAUGCGACUCUUACUAUAUUGGAGGUACCGUCAUUUGUAAAGCCAAUGGAGAAUAAAGAAAUAAUGAUAGGUGGUUCUAUUGUAUUGGAAUGUAUGGCAAGUGGUUCACCGCGUCCCAAAUUAAUGUGGCGUAAAAAUGGUAGUCCACUGCAAAUAACUGAACGUCAUUUUUUUACGGCAGAAAAUCAAUUAUUAAUAAUAGUUAAUACUAUGAGUAACGAUGCAGGAAGUUACGAAUGCGAAAUGAGUAAUUCGUUGGGAAGUGUUGUUGGUGCAUCUCAUCUUACAGUAAAUCCAGCUCCAACGACAAUCGUAAACGAAGAUAAUAUAUUGGGAUUAAUAAUAAUCACAAUUGUAUGUUGUGCCGUUGGUACAUCGGUAGUUUGGGUAGUAAUAAUUUAUCAGACGAGAAAACGUUUAAACAAUACGCGCAAUACUAACACACAACAAUCACCAACAACGGUAAUAUCAACGGCGCCAGAAAAUCAGACUCACAUGUAUUUGGAUACGAGCUCACAGCACAGUAAAGAUAGUGGUACUGGUGAUAGCACUAAUCCUAGCAACGAUCAAUUACAAUUUUGUUUACCCGAAGAAAUGGUAACUUGUUCGGUCAAUAACGAAGAAGAAACUGCAGCUGUGAACGUUGCUGAUCCAUUAAUACGUUAUACAAAUCAUGAACGAUAUAUUCACUCAGAUAAAGCGUGUGCUGUAUAAACAAAGAAUGAAGUUUCAUUCUAUACGGACAAUUAUAGCAAAAGGCCUUAAAUAAUAAAAAACGUUUUACACAGGUGCUUCAUUGUUUGAAGAUACGAGUCAGAAAAAAACAACAAACAAUAUUAAAAAAAAAAAAAAUGAUAGCAAAGGAAACCUGUGAGAAUGGCAGAAGAUGAAACUUGUCUAUAUGCAACAGAAAAAGUAUUUUUAAUACUUACGACUCUCUUGUAUAAUGCUAUUUGGUGUGUGUCAUCUUAGAUAGAACGUCAAUGUAUUGAUAAGUAUGAUUAAGAAUUUAUGAAAAAGAUCAAAAUAAUUCGCACUAAGGAUAUUACAUUAUAUGUAUAAUAAUGUAUUAUCGAAGUAACUGCUGGUCGUUAUCUGUGCGGUUAUAAGGAUAUGCAAGUAAAUUAGCAGCAAUGAAGAGACACAUAUUGUAAAUAUUUAACUUUUAAGAGAAUUCGUACUCUGCUGUUACUUGCAUGAGAUUAUGGUUACACGUAAAACACACAUAUACUUUGUAUAAUGACUUGGUUAAGAGAAAGAAUCAUAAAUUCUUUGAAAGUCAUCUAUACGUAUAUAUUAGGUCAAUCUUUGUGAUAGAUAUUUAUUAUAGAUUUAUACAAAUUAGAAAGAUACAAUAUUUAUGAUACUCGAAGGUGUAAUUUUAUCAUGAGGAUAUAGAUGAGAAAUCGAGUAUCUAUCUCAUCAUUUGUGUACGACUGUACUGAUAUACAUAUAUCUUCGUGAAUUGUCUUCCCUUUUCAUUUUUACACUGUGGUCAUCGUAAUGAUUAAUAAGUAACACACACACACAAGUUUAUUUCUAUUAAUAAUUUAAUAUAAACCGCGUUGCUUAUUGAACGUUAUUCGUAUAUAAGUAUUGUAUGUAUGUUGUACAGUAGAUGUAUGUAUAUAUACGUCCAACGAAUGUUCUUUUAAUCGUCAUACUUAUUUAAUUGAAGAAGUAGAAGAAGAAGAAGAAAAAAAAAAGAAGAAAAAGUAUUACUAUAAGUCGGGACAUAAGUAAAGUUAUUCGUUUUGAAAAUGACUCUGUAUAUUAUAUCCCUCUAUAUAUGUAGAUUUACACUUGACUUGUAUUAUUUUAUUGAAUUUAAUAUCAAUUUGAUAUGAUAUACGUUUUCAAAGUAUUAUCCAUAAAAAGAAGAAGAAGAAAAGAAAAAAAAAAAAUUGUGUAACGAAAAGAGAAAAUCGGUGACGAAUGAAUCCAAAAUGUAAUCCAUAUGCUUUAUUGUCAAAUGGUUUCAUAUAUAUAUAUAUAUAUAUAUAUUUUUUGUUCUUAAUAAUUUGCCAUACUAUUUCGCUCGUAUGUAUGUAUGUAUGCAUGUACGUAUGUCGACCCAAUAUGUUAAAAAGAUUAGAAA